AUGGGCUUGGACAUGAUGAACUGCGAGCUUCUCGCCACAUGCAGCGCCCUCGGAUACCUGGAAGGGGACGUUUACCACAGAGAGCCAGACUGCUUGGAGAGCGUGAAGGAUCUGAUCCGCUACCUGAAGCACGAGGAUGAGACGCAAGAUGUGCGCCGGCAGCUCGGGGCGGCCCAGAUCCUCCAAGGGGACCUCCUGCCCAUCCUGGUCCAGCACCGCCAGGACAAGCCGCUCUUUGAUGCCGUAGUCAGGCUGAUGGUGAACUUGACCCAGCCGGCCCUGCUCUGCUUCGGUAAAGUGCCCCAGGAUCCCAGCUUCCGGCACCAUUUCCUCCAAGUGUUGGGUUACCUGCAGUCCUACAAAGAAGCCUUCGCCAACGAGAAGACCUUCGGGGUCCUCAGCGAGACGCUCUACACGCUGCUGCAGCUGGGCUGGGAGGAGCGUCAGGAAGAAGACAACCUGCUCAUUGAGCGCAUCCUCCUGCUGGUCAGAAACGUUCUGCACGUCCCCGCUGACCCCAGCCAGGAAAAGCACGUUGAUGACGAAGCCAGCAUCCACGACCGGCUGCUCUGGGCCCUGCACCUCAGCGGCCUCGACGACCUGCUGCUCUUCUUGGCCAGCUCUGCGGCCGAACAGCAGUGGAGCCUCCACGUGCUAGAGAUCGUCUCCCUCGUGUUCCGGGACCAGAACCCUGAGCACUUGGCAGCCGCGGGCCAGGCACGCUCGGCCCGGGAGCAGGGCGCUGACACGGUGGAGCUGGAAGUGCUCCGGCAGAGGGAGACAGCGGAGAAGAAGAGCCGGGCCCUUCAGCGGAGCAGCAGGCACUCUCGCUUCGGCGGCUCCUACGUGGUCCAGGGGCUGAAGUCCAUCGGAGACAGGGAUGUGGUCUUCCACAAGAGCCUGCCCCGCUUUCAGACAUACAGCCCAGACUUGGGGAAGGACGCUCGUUAUGUGCCCCGGCGCCGGCAGCCUGCUCCAGAGUCCUCUGUCCAGCGCCGCUCGGCCCUCAAUGUACGGCUUUUCCUCCGUGACUUCUGCUCCGAGUUCCUGGAGAACUGCUACAACCGCCUCAUGGGCCUGGUCAAGGACCACCUACUCCGGGAGAAGGCGCAGCAGCACGACGAAACCUACUACCUGUGGGCCCUGGCCUUCUUCAUGGCCUUCAAUCGAGCCUCCAACUUCCGGCCCGGCCUGGUCUCCGAGACUCUCAGCGUCCGCACCUUCCACUUUAUCGAACAGAACCUUACCAACUACUACGAGAUGAUGCUGACUGAUCGGAAGGAGGCGGUCUCGUGGGGUCGCCGAAUGCACCUCGCCCUCAGGGCCUACCAGGAGCUGCUGGCCACAGUGAACAGGAUGGACGCAUCGGCAGACGAGGCUGUGAGGGAGAGCAGCCGGAUCCUCAAGAACAACGUCUUCUACGUGAUGGAGUACAGAGAACUCUUCCUGACCCUCUUUCGGAAAUUCGAUGAGACUCGCCAGCCCCGCUCCUAUCUCCGCGACCUGGUGGAGACGACCCACCUCUUCCUGAAGAUGCUGGAGCGUUUCUGCCGGAACCGAGGGAACCUGAUGGUGCAGAACAAAAGAAGAAGGAGGAAAAAGAAGCCGAAGAAGAAGGCGCUGCCUGGGGCGCCAGCCUCUGAGGGCAGUGCUGCCCAGCACCCAGAGGGAGCAGAGGGCAUGUGGCAAGCCCUUGCUGAGCAGCUGAGGCACUGCGCCCAGAAUUCAGAGCUCGCUCCUGACUCUGUGGUCCCUUUUGAUGCCGCUUCUGAGGUGCCCGUGGAAGAACAGCGGACUGAGGCCAUGGCUCGGAUCCAAGACCGCCUCCUGGCUGGUCAGGCCCCCGAGGCCCUCACCCUCCUGCGGGCAGCCAGAGAAGUGUGGCCAGAAGGGGACGCCUUCGGCUCCCCGGAGCUCUCUGCAGAGGACGAAGUUGAGUUGCUGCAACACAUCUUCUCAGCUCAGUUUCCCCGUCAGCCUGAGCCUGAGGACCGAGGUGGGGAGGAAGGAGAAGGUGAGGAGGACCAUGAAGAGGAGGAGGAGGAGGAGGAGGAGGAGCUGCAGGCCAUCCAGGUCUCGGAGAAGGAGUUUAGCUUCCUGGACUACCUGAAGCGGUUCGCGUGCUCCCACGUGGUCAGAGCCUGCGUGCUCCUGCUGAAGGACUACAGGGAGAAUUCCCCCCACACCAACCACUGCGCCAUCAAGAUGCUCCACCGACUGGCCCACGAUCUCAAGAUGGAGGCCUUGCUCUAUCAUGUCUCCCUCUUCUGCCUCUUCAACAGGCUGUUCAGCGACCCUGCCUCCGGAGCCUACAGAGAAUUAGUCACUUUUGCCAGAUACAUACUGGGCAAAUUCUUCGGGCUGACGGAAGUUAACCGCAAGGCCUUUGUGGAGCUUCUGUUCUGGAAGAACACAGCUGUGGCCCGGGAGAUGACGGAGGGCUACGGUUCUCUGGAUGCCGAGUCUUCUAACCGAAAAGCCCCCAAGUGGAAUCCAGAGGAGGAGAAGCAGCUACGGGAGCUAUACCUGGCCCACAAAGACAUAGAAGGGGAGGAUGUGAUAGAAGCCAUCUUGGCCCGCCUGGAUACUAGGACUCGUUCUCGAAAACAAGUCAUCCACCAUCUGGUUCGACUUGGACUGGCCGACAGCGUCAAGGAUUUCCAGAGACCCAGGCAGGUGAAGGGGAUCAACGUGGUUUUAUGGACGGAGGAUCAGGAGUUAGAGCUGCACCGGCUCUUUGAGGAGUUCCAGGAUUCAGAUGAUGUCUUGGGUCACAUCAUGAAGAACAUCACGGCUAAGCGCUCUCGGGCCCGGGUGGUCGAGAAGCUUCUGUCCCUGGGGCUGGUGACAGAACGCCGGGCCUUGUACAAGAAACGCCAGAGGAAGAAGCCUGUGAGUCCCGGGCUCGUGAGCGGCCUCUGGGUACCACCUGGAAAGGACCCCCUGAAGGUCCCUGACCAGGAGGAUGAAGAGGAGGGGGAGGAACAGCAGGAGGAGGAGGAGGAGGACAGUGAGGAGGAUGAAGAAGGCCCAGGGGCAGAAGCAGCUGAGGGCUCCCCAGUGCCCCUACCCCAGAGCCUGAGGCAAAUCCUGCAGGAGGAAGACUUCUCUGCCCCCCUUCUGUGGCUCCAGAACUGCCUGAUCCGGAUUGCUGACGACCGGGAGGAGGCUGGCUGCACCCAGCCAGUGCCCUUGGUGCCUCUGACAGAGGAGAACGAGGACGCGAUGGAGAGUCCGGCCUUCCAGAGGCUGCUCAGAAAGUUAGGGAUGCGGCCCCCAGCCUUGGAACAGGAAUCUUUCUGGAGAGUUCCAGCCCAGCUGAGCCCCGCAGUGCUGCGGACAGAAGCCGCUUCUUUGGCUCAGGCUGGCCUUAUGGAGCAGGAGCUGGGGAAGGAGCAGCCGCCUCCCACCCUGGAGGCCCUCCUGCCAGCUGGGAAACGGAAGCGAGACCCCAGGCUGCCAGCCAUUUCAGAAGUAGUGGCCGAGGAGCCAUCAAGUCCUGGGCCCCAGAAGCCUCUGUCACCGGACAGUGCCGGGGGGCAGGGGAUGGAUGGAAGCAAGGACAGAGAUCUCCUGGAUUCUGAGCCGGACUCCCCUGAGGCCCCCAGAAUCCCCAAGAGGAGGCGGUUUCUGAUAGAGGAUGAAGAUGACUGAGGAGUGGCCCCUCUGGCAGGCUUUGGUGUGACUGAAAAGAUGCCCCCGUGCCACUCCCCAAGGCUUGGGUCCAGGGAGACCCCCGUGUGGGGCAGCCUGGCCAAGGGGGCAGCAGGGGUUUCCCUCUCGAAGCUCUCCCUGGGGGAGACUUUGUUUCCGGGUCCUUGGAGAGCAGGCCCCUGCCCCAGGCCUGGGUUCCCUGCCUCAUCCCCCAGCUUUGGAGCCUGGCGUGGGAGGGGGGUGGCUCACAGGUGCUUCUGGUUCUGUGCUUUGUUGUGAAAUUAAAGCAACAAAUAGUCCCUUCCUCUGUGGGCUUGAA
Messenger RNA from Gracilinanus agilis (Agile Gracile Mouse Opossum), 3973 nucleotides. It is a transcript of the gene TIMELESS, whose product is annotated as timeless circadian regulator. Gene Ontology annotation, molecular function: DNA binding. The coding region runs from base 1 to 3654 and encodes 1217 amino acids. The transcript has 28 exons. Lineage: Eukaryota; Metazoa; Chordata; Mammalia; Didelphimorphia; Didelphidae. The record is from RefSeq and is a predicted model, not a curated record. Gene Ontology annotation, biological process: replication fork arrest; DNA repair; DNA replication checkpoint signaling. Gene Ontology annotation, cellular component: replication fork protection complex.